AUGAAGAUGGGCUUCUGGGAUGUCCCUUUCAUGCAAAAGGCGUUUCGGUUUAGACGUCUUGUAGAUGGGAAUGGAAGGAGAAAGAGGAAGAAACCAUCAUGGUUAGCUCCGGUCUCUCAUGGAUACUAUACCGUGGACCGGUUAAGCUGUAUCGACCGUUCAUCGAAUGCUGAUUCAGUUUUCGUACAGAGAGAGCAGCAAAGUGAAGAGCUUGAGAUUUGGUUCUUUGCAGUGUCGAAUGCUGAAACAGGGAAAGAGAUUGUCAAAUAUAUGCAGAACCAUCUCUUCGAUAAGCUCUCCAAUGAGCAUAGGAUUAUGAGAAAGUGUAAAGAGACGAUAAGAAAAGCGUACGUUGAGGAAGAGAGAAGCGGUGGAUCGGCCGCUUCGGUCGUGGUGGUGAACGGAGAAAAGUUAGCCAUGGCUAGUAUUGGCGACCAUAGAGUAGUGGUUUGUAGAGAUGGUGAGGCUCAUCAAAUCAGAGAUAAGAGCAAGAGAUCCUCAACAAAACAUUGGUCACAAUUUAUCUUCCCAGUUUGUAAUCAAGAAGAAACAGAAGAUGAAUCAGAUCCAAGAAACUCAGAACUUGCUUUGGUUACAGAAUAUAUUAAUUCGGAUACAGAGUUUAUCAUUAUCGGUAGCUCUGGAAUAUGGGAGGUGAUGAAGAAUCAAGAAGCGAUUAACUUAAUCAGACACAUUGAAGAUCCUCAAGAAGCUGCAAAAUGUUUAGCUAAAGAAGCUUUAAACAGGAUUAGCAAACAUGACAUUUCUUGUCUUGUGAUUAGGUUUGACUAA
This is a messenger RNA of Arabis nemorensis, 792 nucleotides long. NCBI's taxonomy places the organism in Eukaryota, Viridiplantae, Streptophyta, Magnoliopsida, Brassicales, Brassicaceae. The record is from the annotation of a GenBank genome assembly.